Messenger RNA from Suillus plorans, 2058 nucleotides. Its product is annotated as kinase-like domain-containing protein. The record is from RefSeq and is a predicted model, not a curated record. Lineage: Eukaryota; Fungi; Basidiomycota; Agaricomycetes; Boletales; Suillaceae. Gene Ontology annotation, molecular function: protein kinase activity; ATP binding. The coding region runs from base 1 to 2058 and encodes 685 amino acids. The transcript has 5 exons. Gene Ontology annotation, biological process: protein phosphorylation.
AUGUAUCCCAGGGAGCCUUACCCUGUUCCAAGCAACAACCCGGCCUGUCAGUAUACGCUCAUCGAGAAGCUGGGAACAGGCAGCUUCGGGGUCGUAUACAAGGCUAUGCACAACGAAACCAAGCAGAUAGUUGCUAUCAAGCAGAUUGAUUUAGAAGACUCUGAUGAUGAUAUCUCGGAAAUUCAGCAAGAAAUUGCCAGUCUCGCUCAAUGUGAUUCGGAAUACGUCACCCGUUAUUACGGGUCAUUCGUUGUUGCUUACAAGCUAUGGAUCGUCAUGGAGUACCUGGCUGGGGGAUCAUGUCUUGACCUCCUGAAAGGCGGCGUGUUCUCUGAAGCGCACAUCGCAGUUGUUUGUCGGGAGCUUCUGCUAGGUCUCGAAUAUUUGCACGCGGAAGGCACCAUCCAUCGUGACAUCAAAGCUGCCAAUGUCUUGCUUUCUGCUAGUGGAAAGGUCAAACUUGCCGACUUCGGAGUGGCGGCACAACUAACCAGCACGCUGAGACACACAUUCGUGGGUACUCCAUUUUGGAUGGCACCGGAGGUCAUCCGACAGGCGGGUUACGACGCGAAGGCAGAUAUGUGGAGUUUAGGCAUCACAGCCAUAGAAAUGGCGAAAGGAGAGCCGCCACUGGCCGAGUAUCACCCCAUGCGGGUUCUCUUCCUUAUUCCAAAGGCGAAACCACCAGUCCUUGAAGGUUCAUUCUCUGCCGCAUUCAAGGAAUUCGCGUCACUCUGUUUGACGAAAGACCCUGCUGAUCGUCCUACAGCCAAGGAACUUUUGCAACAUAGAUUUAUCAAAAGCGCAAAGAAGACAUCGUAUCUCACAGAGUUGGUCGAGAGGUACCAGGAGUUCCGUGCCAAGUCGCCACAGAAAGGUCAGCCUACAGCAUACCAAGCGACCGUUCGUGGCACGGCAAUGUGGGAGAGCAACGACACAAUUCGAAGUGACUGGAACUUUGACACCGUCAAGUCGACUUCCAUUAUGGGUACAUUUAGUAGUGUUGCCAAGGAUUUGGUGCCUGACAUGGACGAUGAAGACAUGGGUGACGAGGAACGCUCGAUAUACGAGGAUGACGAGGGCUCGAUUGAAACCGGAGGAGCUAUCAAUGGAAGCGCUCCGUCCGGUUCUGGGGGGAUCGGAAUAAAUAUUGGUGCAGCGCACUCCACUGUUGCCAUCAAGACUCCUCUCGAUGAACCAGAUAUUUCAGUGCUUCUCGCUGCUGAAGAAGGUUCAGAAAGCGAAUCUGUAGAUGGUGCCGAACCAAGAACACCGCCAUCCCAAGUUACUCACCCUGUAGAUGAUGAAACGUUUUUGGGCUCACCUCCAGCAUACACCGGCUCCAUCCGCUCGGCAAUGAGGUCUUCGUACGCUGCAAGACACAAGAUGACUGGUGCUGGUACUAUCAUGCGGGAAGCAGAUCUAGGUUCCGGCGUAGACACCAUCAGACCUGUCAAAAGAGUCGACGCAGCUGCUUCUCUGAGACUAUCUGCAGAGUACGUCGGCACUAGGAGUAGAGAAACUUCGCCAUCAUCCCCUACUACUCCAUCCAAAGACCGGCCUUCUUCGUCGUUCAAGCGGAGGGUAUCUGAUGCUGAGCGGGCGGGAAGGGUCAUGAUUGAUGAUGUCGUCCUCCCCGUUCUUCAAAACGCCAUCCGAGAUGACAUGGAUGCUCGAGAGAUCGAGUCACUCAGUAUGAUCUCUCGUGGCUUUGCCGAAUUGAGAGAGGCGAAUCCUGCCCUAUCUUACAGCCUCAUUCUCGACAUGCUCUCUGGUAUCAACGAAAACCCCUCUGUCCGACAAUACGUUCAAACUUCUCGGGGACUAUUUCCUCACAAACGCGUCAUCCGGAAGAGCGAGAUGACUGCAAAAGGCCUUGUGGUCACCGAAGUCCAGGAAGAUAUCAGUGGACUCCCCAUGGACUCGAGCGCCUCAUCAUUAAACUCCCUCAAAGCUGACGGCUCUGGAUCACCCGUCCGAAAGACACCUAUCUCUGAGUUGCUCUACAUGCGUUGGUUGGAGGGCCUGCGAAUCAAGUGGCCCAGCAUUUUGUCGUAA